CUCCUUGCCUUCCAGGCGGUUGGCAGAGCGCGGCGGCGGCUGAGGCUGCCUGCUGCCUGGCUGAUGGAGAGAUUAUUUCUAAGCCCUUCCCAUCCCCCACCCCCCCUUGCAGGACCACACUGGCUGUCCCCGUGGGACUCGGAGUGCAGAGCCCGCUGCCGAAGCAGGACAGCUGGUUCAGCUCCCUGCUAGCAUGAACCCCUCAGACCCUCACCUCUCAUGAGGCCAAGGGUUUCUGGGUCCUUUUAAAAACCCCACCGCACCCCCCCACCCCCGGGGCUGUCCUGCAGUUGCUGGAGAGAGAGAUGCAGAAUGAACGGACUUCUGGGUUCUGGAGGAGGCAAGGGAAGAAAGACGGGAAACUAACUCUGCCAGAAACUGCUGUGUUUCAGAUUUUUCUUCUCUUCUCUUUCAUCGUCACCACAAACCCAUCUCUCCCCUGGGCAGUGAGACAUGGGCUCCCCCUGCCCAGCAGAGAAACAGCUGGAAACGGGCUCCCUGAGACAGGAGGGCUGCUCAUCUUCCUCUGGCCGUGCGUUGUAGACAAAGGAAGGCAGGCAGAAUGAUAGAAUGCUGUGUGGCGAGCAAGUGUGAAAUGCACGGGCUGUGAUUCAACUCUUCACUCUCUGCCGGAAUCCAACCAGCUCCGAAACUGAGAGGAACUUUGAUUUCCAUUCGGCUGCUGAGUUUCCCUCUCGAGUGGAGUGCAUCUUGGAAUGACCUCUUUGGCGAUGCCUGUGCCUUCCAGAGACAGGAGCCUGCUUCCCGGGCACCACCGCUCCCGCUCCUGCAGCCCUUUCAGCCCACUCCUGCCCGGCGCCGUGGAGCCGCCGUCCAUCAAGGGCCUUUACUACCGCAGGGCCCGGCGGGUGGGCGCCCGGGACGCCUCCCCGGCGGCCGACCUGAAGAAGGAGAUCCUGGUGAACGUCGGGGGCCGGAGGUACGUCCUCCCCUGGAGCACGCUGGACGACUUUCCACUGAGCCGCCUGAGCAAGCUCAAGCUCUGCCAGAACCACGAGGAGAUCGCGCAGCUCUGCGACGACUACGAUGAGGACAGUCAGGAGUUCUUCUUUGACAGGAGCCCCAACGCUUUCGGCGCCAUCGUGAGCUUCCUGGCGGCCGGCAAGCUGGCCCUCCUGCGGGAGAUGUGCGUGCUGUCCUUCCGGGAGGAGCUGACCUACUGGGGGAUCGAGGAGGCCAACCUGGAGAAGUGCUGCCUGCGGGAGCUGCUCAAGAGGCUGGAGGAGCUGGCCGAGCUGCGCAGGGAGGAGGCGCUGCAGCGGCAGAGGGACGCGGGUGGCCCGGCCGCCGCCGCCUCGCGCUGGGGGCUCUGCAUGCACUGGCUGCGGGAGACCGUGGAGAACCCGCAGUCGGGGCUGCCCGGGAAGGUCUUUGCUUGUCUGUCCAUCCUCUUCGUGGCCACCACGGCGGUCAGCCUGUGUGUCAGCACCUUGCCCGACCUGAGGGCCGAGGAGGACAAGGGUGAGUGCUCUCAGAAAUGCUACUAUAUCUUCAUCGUGGAGACCGUCUGCGUGGCCUGGUUUUCCCUGGAGUUCUGCCUGCGGUUUGUCCAGGCCCAGAACAAGUGCCAGUUCUUCCAGGGGCCCCUGAACAUCAUCGACAUCCUGGCCAUCUCCCCCUACUACGUGUCCCUCGCGGUGUCGGACGAGCCCCAGGAGGACGGCGAGAGGCCGGGCGGGAGCUCCUACCUGGAGAAGGUGGGGCUGGCGCUGCGCGUGCUGCGGGCGCUGCGCAUCCUCUACGUGAUGCGCCUGGCGCGCCACUCGCUGGGGCUGCAGACGCUGGGCCUCACCGUGCGCCGCUGCACGCGCGAGUUCGGCCUGCUCCUCCUCUUCCUCUGCGUGGCCGUCACCCUCUUCUCCCCUCUGGUCUACGUGGCCGAGAAUGAGUCCGGCCGGGUCCUGGAGUUCACCAGCAUCCCGGCCUCCUAUUGGUGGGCCGUCAUCUCCAUGACGACCGUGGGCUACGGAGACAUGGUCCCGCGCAGCGUGCCGGGCCAGAUGGUGGCCCUCAGCAGCAUCCUGAGUGGGAUCCUCAUCAUGGCCUUCCCAGCCACGUCCAUCUUCCACACCUUCUCGCACUCCUACCUGGAGCUCAAGAGGGAGCAGGAGCAGCUCCAGGCCCGCCUCCGCCGCCUGCAAAACGUCGCCACGGCCAGUGAACACCAACUCCUGAGUGAUGUCGACGACAUGAUCCUGGAGGGACCCGCCUCGCCCAUCGCAUACAUUUAACUCCAAAUCCUCGUGGAUACGCUGGAACUUCCACCCAUCGCCCUUGGCUGACAGGGGCUGGAGAAUACUAGCAUGUAGACCCUUGGGUGGUAUGUUUCCUGAACUCAGGGAACGCUCCAGAAGCUGAGAGGGGCUCAAGGACACAGAUGUUUGAUCCGUGUGAUUCUUGACCCUCCUGGUCACCACCAUCCAGGCUGACCUUGUCUGUGUUGCUUGCCUUUUCCUCUCUGCCUGCCCAUGGCUGAGCAUAGCCACUUUUGCUGGGUUAGACGGGUCUCCCUUCAUUCUCAUUUGCUUCCCAGCAGUCUUCAAUAUCUGAAGCUGGGUUCCAGACGCCCACAGAAGCAAGCCUACAGAAUUCUAUUCCUCCCCUAGGACCCUCUAUCCUGGGCCACCCCACUGCAAGGAACUGGAGGUUCCAGUCGCCGCAAGCCCUUCUGAUCGGGUCUCCCCGCCCAGCCUCUCCUGGUUCCAGUGGGCGUCCACAUGUUCUCCUUCCGCUCACCACCACAUUGGCAUUUUCCUAGUGCAGCUGCCUCCCCGCCCCCAGCUCUGGAAGCCCUUAGCCAACAGGGCAGAACUGGCCUCUGUGUUAAAUCCCACAGUGGGGGCUGGUGGUCUCCCAUCCCUCCUGACACACCUGGGACCUGGGCAGGAGCGUCACCUGCCAGCACAGCAGGCCCUCCUUGGCCAACUGGACUCUUGGCAGGACAUUCUCCAAUCAUCCAGUCCUUGGCCUUGGCAGAGGCUCACUCCUGCAGCGCACUGCAUUGUCCCUUGAGAGAACCGUUCCUGCUGCUGGUUCCUCCAGCACUGCAGGGACCUCGGCUUUCCACCUUCAGCUAAGCCACCAUGGACGCAGUGUCACUUCAGUGCAGAAGCGAGGGCAGCCUUAAGAUCUGCCCCCUGCCAGGUCCCCAAACCAGGCCCCUUGAUGCCAGAGGAUAGACGUCCUCAGCUUAUAUUUAAAUGUAUUUAUUUAUUUAUCCAUUCAUUCCCUGGCAGAUUCGGCCCUUUGCAUCCAGUGUAGGAGACAGAUGUAGGCCCAGGUCGUUAGAGAUAAAGGCGGUGCAUACUGAGACCAGAGAGGAAAAAGCAGUGAAUUCUGAGAGGUCAGCUCCCAAAGGGCUUCACAAAGACGCAGGAGGGGAGAGUGCGGAGGGAUGUUUGGGGAGACGAGCUAGAAGGAGGGAUGGGACAGCAGGUGGUGGGCUGUGGAUGCUGUGCAGAGGAUCUGGACUCUUCGGUGGAUGGAGAGAUGUUAGAGACGCCAGAGGAAGGAGCAAUGUGAACGGACUGAGGGUGUGGUUGGUGAAGACGAUGAUGACCAUGGGAUGCGAGAAGCCCAGUUUGGAACAGAGAACGACCGAGCAGCUCAGGCAAGACAUGAGGGCCUAUCUCCUCCACAUUGUGAAUUGUACAAGGUGGUGCCAGGUCCUGGCCUCUCGUCUCUUGUUCCCCAGUAGGGCACACCCGGAGAGGUCUUGAUGGCACUUCCCACAGGUGACGUGGCCACACACAGUUACUCACUGUUGGCUGUAAAUGUGCUGGAGAAAGUGCGCUGGGGUGCGAAUGGGUGACGGUGAGGAGGGCGGGGGCCGGGAUCUGAUGUAGUUUCUGUGUAAGCGCAUCAGCGUUUCAUCACUGAGGACAAGUUACUUGCUGCUUGUUCAUUCCCCUGGCAUUUAGCACAGGCCUACUACGGGCCAGGCACACACCUUCCCCUGACCUCAACACUGGGGUCAGCACAGCCGCGGGCUCUGGCCCAGGGGAGCACUCCACACCAGCAUCUAGCUUCAAACUAGCCUUGACCUUGUGGGGGGCCCUCGUUCCCUUUGACUGGUCCAGGUGCCCUCCCAGCUGAUGGGGGCACAUGUCCCCACCCCUCUAGACCCCCAAGAGUUUGCGGAACACCCCCAUCCUGACAUUUCACCGAGAAAGGUCUUUGCAUAGUGGCACAGCGGCCAGUCACACAAAGAAAGGCCCCACCCCCUGUAUAAUCCACCUGUGACCCUGGGGCCUUUCCCUCUCUGUCAGCUUCAGGAGCUGGGCUAGAUCUGUGGUGUUCUGGCUGGGGUUCCAUGAACACCCCCAGGGCUGCCAUGUGGGUGGAGAGUUCUGCAUUCCAAAGUGCCGCAUUUGCAAGGAACGAUUUUUAAAAGGGUGUGCAAAUUUCUAGACACCCUCCCCCUUCCAGUCAGUGCCAUCCCCGGCCCCUCGAACUGAGGCGGCCGGCUCACCCCAGGACCAGGGAGGCAUCCUUGACAGGCACCGGAAGCCCUGGGACCCACACCACACCCCACAUGGGCCCUCCCUCUUCUGAUGAAGACCCUUUCAGUGCUGUGUGCCCAGUGCAGUCACUCGUCGCUCCAGCUCUGCCCGUCGCUGUGAGUGGCUUCCACGCAGCAUCUCCAUUUUCCUCUGUUUCCCAUGCCGGGCAUCCAAACCAAAGAAAAAUAGUUGAGCCCCUCACCCUCAUUACAAGGUUCUAGAGUGUCUUUCUACAUGCCCGGUGGAAAUUCUUUACUCAAUUAGAAGUGGAAAAUUGGAGUGGAUUGCUGGCAUGUGGGGCUUAAUUAAACGCUCUAUUUUUUCUCCCCAGUAACGCCCUGGGGGACCGGUCUAAGUUGAGUUAGUCUAGCCUUGCCCAGCAGCCUUUCCUUCAUGCUGAUUGGAUGCGACACGGAUGACCAGCGAGUUGCUAGGCUGUCUCUUCAUCCCGAUUGGCUGAAAGGAGUCCUGCGAUUUCGAGAGGGGCUUGUUUUCUCUGAGGCCAAAGGGCAUGACUGCAGCCAAAGGAAGCAAUUUUCCAGCUGAAGGCAAGGAGCGAACGGUCCCUGACAUAAGCCGUUUUCAUGGUGUGUCAUAGAUGUGUCUCCCGGAGGUAACUUUAAGAUGUUGGUCCAACAUCUCUAGCCAGGCAGAGUUGAGCCCAAGAAGUGACUUGGGGAUGGAUGGGUUAAUUCUUCAACACAAGGCUAGCGGGCUCUGCCCUGGACUGCACUGGGGGCCCACUGACUCUGUUUUGAUGGCUUUUAGGCCUUGAGAAAUUGGUAACUGGAAGGUGUAUCAGGAGACGGUCUAAGCUGGGGGCUUCGGUGGGUUUCCAGUGUCUGUGAUCCUCUGGAGAUUAUGUGCAUCUCCAAGUGCACAUCUUUGAAAAAGGGUCCAGUGAUUUCAUCAGCUCCUCAAAGGAGUCCAUGACCCCUCAAAAAGGAUAAGAAACUCUUGAGUAAAUCAACUCCCUCAUUUUAAGAUGGAGAGACCAAGGCUCAGAGAGGGAAAGCCACCUGCCCAAGGCCACCCAGCCGGUUCAUUCAAUUAGCUCCAAAUACACUGAUUCCCAGCGGAAGACUCUUUCUAGUGUGUCGUGCUGCAGCUCUUAGACUCCUCUGAAUCGGUGCCCCAGCCCUCAAAGAAAAUAUUCGUGACAAGAUCAUCAUAAUGCUAUGCCACGCUAGGCUGAGCAGAGCGAGCAGGGUUGUCUCAGGGCGUCUCGGGCACUGACUCUCACGCUUCCUUUGCCACAUAAUAGUGGACGUGGGGAAACUGACUUCAGGGCCGUCCAUUUCUCGUGGAUCCCAUGAGAGGGUGGACGAGAGGGUUGUCAGUGUCCCUCCCAGUGUGGGAAGUCUGUGAGUUGGGGGAGUGGAGUCAUUGCAUCAGUUUUACCAUGGACGGGGCAGGUGAGGAAGAGGAGAGAGGAGAGAAAGGAAGACAGACCGUGGGCCCUAAUGAUCCACAGAAUCGCUCCCUUUGCAAAAAUCAGCGAGUAGUUCAAGUGUGACUGGAAGUUCACUAAGAUCUCUGCCCCCCAGCUGCCCGCCACUGUCCUACGCAGCCCACCUGGGUCCCUCGCCCCCACCCUGAGGGCCUGCACCUGCCAGGGCCCGGCUGCAUGGCUCUCCCCGUCCGUCCUCUUCCUCGUAUGAAAUGCUAAUUACGGGAUCACUCACUGAAUGAUGAUGAGGCACCUGGCAAUUGAUUUUUUAACAUUUGGAAAACACAUCAAACUCGCAAAAAAAGUUGCAAGAACAAAAAAUAGUACAUAGAACACCGGAAUACACCUCUUUUUGAAACAUGUUGUCCCACUUGCUUUAUCAUUCAUUCUCCGUUAUAUAUCCAUUGUACGUUUUUCUGGGCCAUUUGAGUAAGUCGACUAUAUCUUAGCCCUUUGCUUUCCGAACUUUAGGACGUGGUAACUGGAAGGCCUAUCAGAGACCAUCAGCCCGAGGAUGCUUACCCGAGAGCUUCCGGGAGGGCGCUGUGACCCUCUGGAGAUGCCACGCAAGCAAGCACAUGUAGGUGACAUGCAUUUCAAAGUGCAAAGUGUCCAGUGAUUUCAUCAGCUUCUCAAAGGACUCCCUGACUCCCCCUCGGAAUAAAGGCUAGGAGGCUCUGAGGGGAGCCAGCUCCGUCGUCUUAAGAUGGAGAGCCCAAGGGACAUGAAACGCUCCGGCGUGCAGAGCCUCAGAGUAAGGAUCGUCUCUUACAAAACCACAGUGCGGUCACCAACAUCAGCACAUUUAACUUUGAUGCCGUAUUUUAAUGUAAUCUACUGUCCGUUCCAAUUUUGUCAGCUGACCUAAUAACAUCCUCUUUCCCUGCAGGACAGGGUCGAGCGUGGAAGCAGAUGUGGCAUUUACUUGUCAUAUUUCUUUAGCCUCCUGUAAUCUGGAUCUUUCCACAGCCCUUCUUCGACGUAGAUGUCAUUGAAAUUGUGGAUGAGUAGACCCCCUCUUUUUAAUAGGAUGUGCCUCCUUUUAUGUCCAUCCCACAUCUCCUCGCGCUUAGAUUGAGGCUGUGUGUUCCCAGCCUGACACUGUGUCCAUGAGGUUGGGUCCCUCUCCAGGUAUCGCAUCUGGGGGUGCCAUGCCCCUCAUCAGUGACAUACAAGCCCCUUAUUUGGGAGGUGACCCUGGGAAAUGCUGGGAGGGGAGUGGAGAGUGAGAAAGCAAAAGAAAGAUAGGGAGUGCUGGUCAGGCCUAAAGGCAUUCAAAUAAGAAACAAAAUUAACCCCUGCUCUCAUGCAGGCCAGAUGGAACAUUCCAGAAGGCUGGACUUGCACAGACCACCCUGGGCUACCUCUGUGAGGAGGAGAGAGUGUUUGCUUCCCAGAAGAACUAGUCUCCAAGCCUUGGAGCUAGUCUUCUCUCUCCACCUGCCACAAGGAGGGGACCUCUGAUGCCCGUCCUGGACUCUGCCAGCUCAGGAGUGGCCUGCCUCAUGGAUUCUUAGAGCCAGAAGGACCUUUACAAUCACUGGGUCCAACCUGCCCAUUUUACGGGUGUGGACACAGAGCCCAGGCAGGGGAUGUGAUGUGGCAAGUCACACAGUCAGAGGCGGCAAAGCCAGGACUGCCAGCCCAGGGCCCUCAGCUCUGUGCCUCCUGGUCCUCGCCCAGCGCCUGUCUCAUCCAGCAUUUGACAUCUAAGCAAGGGGCACCUCCAGGAACACAAUAGUCGGUUAAAAAUAAAACAAAAUAGAGGCACACCACUGUCCCCGUGGGCCCUGCAGCUCCUCGGUCACCUGGAGCGGCCCUGGUGGAGGCUGCGGGAGCCGAACCCUGCCUCCGUGGCAGCCGGCCUGCUCUAGAUGACACGUGGAGGAUGCAGCCUGACUUUCAUAACUCACCUUUGCUGUCGGGGGGACAAAGCCGAGGGAAAGGGAACAAAUUUGGGCACCCGAGCUAAAAUUAACCAAUCUUGCUGUUCCAAAGGCUUCCAUUGUACUUGGCCAAUGACCGGCUUGAAAUAAGAUGCUGGGGGGGCUCAGCCAUUUUACCUGGCGCCUUCUUAACUAAGCUUUUGGGGGCUCCCCCACGCAGCUCCAAGAGGAACAUUAAACAAUGCUAAG
Equus caballus (horse) is the source of this 8108-nucleotide messenger RNA. RefSeq names its product potassium voltage-gated channel modifier subfamily G member 4 (gene KCNG4). Gene Ontology annotation, biological process: protein homooligomerization; potassium ion transmembrane transport. Lineage: Eukaryota; Metazoa; Chordata; Mammalia; Perissodactyla; Equidae. Gene Ontology annotation, molecular function: delayed rectifier potassium channel activity. Gene Ontology annotation, cellular component: membrane; voltage-gated potassium channel complex. The record is from RefSeq and is a predicted model, not a curated record.